AUGGAUUUUACUGAAUACGUCGAGAGUAACUCGGAUUCAUCAUUGUCCCUCACCUCAUCUAUCUUUGCCGAACACCACGACGCUCCUCUCGUCAACUUCUAUUCAUUUGAUCAAGUCAUGGACAAAGACAACUACGACCAUCCUGCUCCUCCCUCUGCCAACAUUUCAGCAUCCACCAUCCUCGAAGGCACUGCAGCCAUCAGGUCUUCUUACGCAGAAGCUGACGAUGUCUCCAUGGACGACUGGACCAUCAUCAACCCUUCCGUCGCCUCCGAAAUCACCUGCCCCGCCCCGACCUCCGUCUCCGUUCCGGUCUCCACCCCUUCCGUCACCGACCUCACGGCGUCCAACAUGUUCCAUUUGGAACGCCAGGAUACCCAGCCCUCGGAGCCGGUCUCCGGUCCUAGCUCACACGUGGUGAGCGGCCGUGCCUCUGACGACAUGAGUGAGACUGUGUGGAUGUACUCAAACAACUUCACCAUUGCACAAGACGGCCAAGGACUUUGUGGCAUUGGAGCGUGGGCUGACAUUGCAACCAGUCCCCUCGUCGCCAAAAUGGGAAUUAUUCCGCGACAGGGAUGA
Messenger RNA from Fusarium sp. VM40, 582 nucleotides. The record is from the annotation of a GenBank genome assembly. Lineage: Eukaryota; Fungi; Ascomycota; Sordariomycetes; Hypocreales; Nectriaceae.